This is a messenger RNA of Coturnix japonica (Japanese quail), 4526 nucleotides long. RefSeq names its product R3H domain containing 2 (gene R3HDM2). NCBI's taxonomy places the organism in Eukaryota, Metazoa, Chordata, Aves, Galliformes, Phasianidae. The record is from RefSeq and is a predicted model, not a curated record. Gene Ontology annotation, molecular function: nucleic acid binding.
CGGUUCAGAACUUCUCCAGGCUCAUUUGCAUUUCUUGCUUCCUGUCUGUAUCACAUCGCUGAGAAACGAGCAAAAAACCAAAGCUCCAGCUAUUAAAAUAACGUGACCCCUUGGGAGCAUUGAUGGCACCGCGUGAGCAGUGAGGGACGCAGCCCAUAACCCACCUCCGUGCAUGUGGGGUGCAUCCUCCUUCCUGCCAUUGCUCAGGAAGGUGCUGUGUCUUUAAAGCCUUGCCGGGCUGUGCGGAGGCAGUUCCACUGAAGUGUUUGAAUGAGAGCAGGGGUGGGUGUGCAUGUGGAGAUUGGCAGAGCUCGGUGCCAUCCCUCCCCACAGCUGGGCUCUGCUCUGCUCGGAGCUGCUGGGCUCAGCUUUGCCAUCAUCCAAGGGGGGGAAAGAAGCAGGUUGGGGGGCUUCCAAAGAGCAGAAUGAAUCCUGGCAGCGUUCCUCGGUCCUGCUGAGCCGGCUGUGGCAAUGGAGGGGCUGUGGGGAUUAGGGGACAGGUGACUGCGGGGAGCACGGAGCCACAGGGCGUAGGUACAGCAGGCAAGUGGUUCAGAGAUGGGGACCCGACGUCAUUCACCUCCGGUGCCCGUCGCUGCAUCGUAGGGCUCUGAAGAUGUCAAACAGCAACACAGCACAGGAGUCCCUGGAAAUAAUGAAGGAGUCAGAAAAGAAGGUGGUUGAGGAAUCCGUGAGCAAAACCAAAUACGUAUCCAGGUCACCCAGCAAGGAGGAGGCUGAGAAGGAUGGAGGGGAGGAGGUCAGCGUGCGUCAGGAAGCUCAGAGACGGACGUCAGGCCACGGACAUGCCAGAAAAAGAGCCAAGUCUAAUUCAAAGCUUAAGCUGGUCAGGAGCUUGGCUGUGUGUGAAGAAUCGUCCAGCCCCUUUGUAGAUGGGCUGCUGGAGUCCCAGGACAUCAUUCAGUUGCAUGUUAGCUGCCCCUCUGACAAGGAAGAGGAAAAGUCCACGAAAGAUGGGGCUGAGAAAGAAGAAAAAGAAAAGAAUAAAGACAAGGCACCGAGGAAGAUGCUGUCUCGAGACUCCAGCCAGGAAUACACAGACUCCACUGGGAUAGAUUUGCAUGAGUUUUUAGUAAAUACACUGAAAAAAAACCCGAGGGAUAGAAUGAUGCUGCUAAAGUUAGAACAGGAGAUUCUGGAGUUUAUUAGUGAUAACAACAAUCAGUUUAAGAAGUUCCCUCAGAUGACCUCAUACCACAGGAUGCUGCUGCACCGGGUGGCUGCCUACUUUGGCAUGGACCAUAACGUUGACCAAACUGGGAAAGCAGUCAUUAUCAACAAGACCAGUAACACACGAAUUCCCGAGCAGAGGUUCUCUGAGCACAUCAAAGAUGAGAAGAAUGCAGAGUUUCCCCAGCGGUUUAUCCUAAAACGAGAUGAUACCAGCAUGGACCGAGAUGAUAAUCAGAUCAGACUCCCCUUGCAGGAUGGGAGGAGGAGCAAAUCUAUAGAAGAGCGAGAGGAGGAAUACCAGCGGGCCAGGGAGCGGAUAUUUGCACGAGAGACUGGCCAGAAUGGAUAUCUCACCGACAGCAGGGGCAACAGGGACGGUUUGAACCGAGCCUCAGGCAGCCGCCAGAGCAGCACAGAGAGUGAGAUCAAGUCAUUGGAGCCUCGGCCGUGGAGCAGCACAGACUCAGACGGCUCCAUCCGCAGCCUACGGCCGCCUGUCACCAAAGCCAGCAGCUUCAGUGGGAUCUCAGUUCUGACACGGGGCGACAGCAUCGGGAGCAGCAAAGGCAGCACCGCCAGCAGAGCAUCCCGAGCAGGCCUGGUUCUCGGUGCCCCCGAAGCGUGCAGCCAACCCCCUUCAUCGCAGCCCAGCCGUGGCCUCCUUCCCUGUGCAUCCCAGCAGCCUCAACCACCACCUCCCCAGCAGCCCCCCCCGCAGCCCCAAGGCCUUCCCCCCACAGCCCAGCAGCAGCCAGCCAUGAGUAACCACAUGAUGUCUCAGCCGGUCCCAGCGCUGCAGCCCGUUCAGUAUUCUCCAAGCUCCUGCCCCCAAGUCCUCUUGCCAGUCUCUCCACCCCAGCAGUACAACAUGGCUGACGAACUCAGCAACCCCUUUGGGCAGAUCAGCCUCAGCCGACAGGGCUCGACGGAAGCACCGGAUCCUUCCUCAGCGAUGUUCCAGUCAUCCCUCAUCUCCCAGCACCCUCAGCAGGCAGGAUUCAUCAUGGCGACCCCUGGGCAGCCCAUUCCCACCUCCAACUACUCAGCCUCAGGGCACACGGUCCCCACGCAGCAGGUGCUGCAGCCCCAGGGCUACAUUCAACCUCCCCAGCAAAUUCAGGUUUCUUACUACCCUCCCGGGCAGUACCCAAACUCCAGCCAGCAAUACCGAUCUCUCAGUCACCCAGUGGCCUACAGCUCCCAGCGCACGCAGCAGCUCCCCCAGCAAGCCCAGCAGCCUGGUUUACAGCCAAUGAUGUCCAACCAGCAGCAAACGUACCAAGGUGUGAUGGGAGUGCAGCAGGCACAAUCCCCCGGGCUCCUCAACAGCCAGAGGAAUAACAUGGGGGGCCAAAUGCAGAGCGUGAUGGGGGUGCAGCAGACGCAGCCCCCGAGCCUCCUCGGCAGCCAGAGGAGCAAUAUGGGGAGCCAGAUGCAAGGCCUGAUGGUGCAGUACACUCCACUGCCUUCGUACCAGGUUCCAGUGGCCAAUGAGUCCCAGAGCGUGGUCCAGCAGCCCUUCCAGCAGCCAGUGCUCGUGCCAGCCAGCCAGUCUGUCCAGGGGGGGCUUCAGACUGGGGGUGUACCCAUCUACUACAGCGUCAUCCCAACUGCCCAGCAGAAUGGCACCAGCCCUUCGGUUGGGUUCCUGCAGCCACCCGGCUCUGAGCAGUACCAGAUGCCACAAUCUCCCUCGCCCUGCAGCCCGUCGCAGAUGCAGCAGCAGUAUUCAGGGGUGUCCCCAUCAGGUCCCGGUGUGGUUGUGAUGCAGCUGAAUGUACCCAAUGGCCCCCAACCCCCCCAGAACGCCCCUGUGGUGCAAUGGAGCCACUGUAAGUACUACAGCCUGGAGCAGCGGGGGCAGAAGCCAGGAGACCUGUACAGCCCAGACAGCAGCGCUCAGGCCAGCACCCAGCUGAACAGCCCCAUCACAUCCCCCACCCAGUCCCCAACGCCGUCUCCCGUCACCAACCUGAACAGCGUCUGCACGGGGCUGAGCCCCCUCCCCGUCCUCACACAGUUCCCCCGGCCCAUGGGCCCAGCACAAGGUGACGGGCGUUACUCGCUGCUGGGCCAACCGCUGCAGUACAACCUGUCCAUCUGCCCCCCACCUCUGCUCCACAACCAGCCCAACUACAGCACACACCAGGGACAAAGUGGGAUGAAACACGGGAACCGAAGCAAGAGACAGGCCCUGAAGUCAGCGUCCACCGACCUGGGGACGAGCGAUGUAGUGCUGGGCCGGGUGUUGGAGGUGACGGACCUCCCCGAGGGCAUCACCCGGACGGAGGCAGACAAGCUGUUCACUCAGCUGGCCAUGGCCGGAGCCAAGAUCCAAUGGCUCAAAGAGACUCAGGGGCGACGUGGGGACGGAGGCGGCUCCGGGGACAGCAGCGGGACUGCAGAGAACGGCCGGCACUCGGACCUCGCUGCCUUAUACACCAUCGUGGCCGUGUUCCCCAGCCCGUCUGCGGCACAGAGCGCUUCCCUCCGCCUCAACAACUCCCUGAGCCGCUUCAAACUGCGCGUGGCCAAAAAGAACUACGACCUGAGGGUGCUGGAGAGAGCCAGCUCCCAAUAGGGGCUCCAAUAGGGGAUCCCAUAGGGGCUCCAAUAGGGGUUCCCAUAGGGGCUCCAAUAGGGGUUCCCUAUAGGGGCUCUAAUAGGAGUUCUCAAUAGGGGAUCCCAAUAGGGGCUCCAAAAGGGGAUCCCAUAGGGGCUCCAAUAAGGGAUCCCAAUAAGGGGCUCCAAUAGGGGCUCCAAUAGGGAAUCCCAUAGGGGCUCCAUUAAGGGAUCCCAAUAGGGGCUCCAAUAGGGAAUCCCAUAGGGGCUCCAAUAAGGGAUCCCAAUAGGGGCUCCAAUAGGGAAUCUCACAGGGGCUUCAAUAAGGGAUCCCAAUAGGGGCUCCAAAAUGGGAUCCCAUAGGGGCUCCCAUAGGGGCUCCAAUAGGGGUUCUCAAUAGGGGAUCCCAAUAGGGGCUCCAAAAGGGGAUCCCAUAGGGGUUCCCAUAGGGGCUCCAAUAGGAGAUCCCAACAGGGGCUCUAAUAGGGGCUCCCAUAGGGGAUUCCCAAUAGGGGCUCCAAUAGGGGUUCCCAUAGGGGCUCCCAUAGGGGAUCCCAUAGGGGUUCCCAUAGAGGUUCCCAUAGGGGCUCCAAUAGGGGAUCCCAAUAGGGGCUCCAACAGGGGCUCCCCAUAGGGGCUCCAUGUGGGCUCAGAGCACACUGGACUGCGGGCUCCCCUCUGCCUCCUCUCCGCCCUCCUCCUCCUGGCUCUAUUUAUAUGGACAUCAUGAAGAGGCAAAUUGAGUUCAGUUCAUUUUCAGAGUGAUGCCC